GCGGUGCCUGCUGGUAGCGGGAACGGCAACGAGAUCCGUGCGGCCGGGCUCCGGAGGCCCAGCCUUAACCACCCCUCGGCGCAUCGAACGCAAAGCCCAACAAGAAAGGGACGGAAAAGAAAAGGAACGCAAAGCCCAAUCCAAGCCAAAGACGGUCGUCUCCGGCGUCGGCGGCGGCCCGGGAGCAGCUUCCUUCCUCCGGCUGUCCGGCAAGGGGCGCACAGAGGCGUCCCACGAGCCGGAGAAGCCACGCACACCGCUUGUCUGCAGGCACGAGUUGGAGCCCGGCAGGUGCCUCUCGCGCUCCACCGGAUUCUCCUUUGCCAAAUCGUCUAUGGCGGCGGCGGCGGGCGCUGUGAUCCGGCGGUUUCACGCGGCGGCGGCGCAGCCCCCGCGCCUGACGAAGCUCGCGCUGCGCCCGCCCAAAUGCGUUGAGGUUGAAUUUGCGGAUGGUAGCUCAUUUCAUCUGUCAGCAGAGUUUCUCAGGGUAUACAGCCCAGCAGCUGAUAGCAAAAUCAGAUCAGUGGGCGGUGAAAAGGUAAUAUUUGGGCGCCGUCAUGUUGGAAUAAUGUCAGCUGAAUCAGUAGGAAACUACGGAGUCAGGAUAUUAUUUGAUGAUUUGCACAAGACAGGGAUUUUUACCUGGGAUUACUUGCACCAUCUGGGUUCGAACAAGUUCAGUCUGAUGCGAAAUUACAUCAGAACUUUGAGAAAGCACGACCUUAGUCGGGAUCCCCAAAGAAGGAAAUGAUGGAGCAAUAGUCUCCAGACAAGUUCACAUUGUGAUUACUGAAUCAAGCAUGCCUACCAUGUAUCAAAAACUGCUCCCAGGAUUGAGCGUUUAGAUUUGAACACACAGCACAAGAAGAUGAUCAACUACUGCACAACAGUAACUGUGUUGACGAUAGAAAGGGGUGAUGAAAGUUUGUAGAAAUUAUAUAGUUGGAGAUGAUUGACUUGUUGGAAUUAGACACCUUUAGUUCUCACCAUAUGUUCUGCCAGAUCUCUUCUAUCAGAUCUCAUCAUAUGUUGACUGUUUACUCUAUCAGAUCUCUAUUCUGCCAGAUCUCUUCGGCUGAGUGGCCGCUAUGAA
Phragmites australis (common reed) is the source of this 1093-nucleotide messenger RNA. RefSeq lists its product as uncharacterized. The record is from RefSeq and is a predicted model, not a curated record. Lineage: Eukaryota; Viridiplantae; Streptophyta; Magnoliopsida; Poales; Poaceae. Bases 335 to 751 code for a protein of 138 amino acids. The transcript has 4 exons.